AUGUCCCCUGAUUUUGACCCUCUGCACCAUUUCGAGAUCUCUCAGGACCAGUACAACCCCGACAACUCAUGGCCCGACGAUUCGUGGCCAGAUGAACUGGCCAGCUUCAACGAUAUCAAUCCUGCCGGUCCAUCAUCACAUCUGGACCUUGAUUUCGGUCUCCUCUGGGCCCAAUCGGACGAAAAUGGUCUCUAUUCCGUACCUGACUCUUCUGAACCCCCUCUAUCUCCACCGCCAUCUUUGGUUCCUCCACCAUAUGCCAAUUUACAACCUAGACAACCUCCAGAUAUUUAUGAAAUAGGCUACCAAGAUGCCAAUGGUGAUUGGCGGUGCAGCUACGUCGGAUGUCUCUCUAAUCAGGCAUUUCUGCGGGCCUGCGACUUGCGAAAACAUUACCGUUCUCACCAGAAAACUUACUUCUGCACGAAACAGGACUGUGAAUGGUCGAGGAUCGGGUUCUCAUCAAGUAAGGAUUGUCAACGACAUAUGCGGUCCCAUCAGCCGAUGAUCAAGUGUUCUGCGGCGGAGACACUGGGUUGUGAGCGGGUGUUCAGUCGAAUUGACAAUAUGAGAGAACAUAGUCGCAAAAUUCAUGGGUCUUCGCAGAACAAUCAGUCUCCUCGUCUUUGCAAGCGCAGUGAUGGAAAGAAAGACGAGGUCUCUCAGCCAUCCGAGCUUGAUGCUGUAUGA
Messenger RNA from Penicillium coprophilum, 690 nucleotides. RefSeq lists its product as uncharacterized. Bases 1 to 690 code for a protein of 229 amino acids. The transcript is spliced from 3 exons. NCBI's taxonomy places the organism in Eukaryota, Fungi, Ascomycota, Eurotiomycetes, Eurotiales, Aspergillaceae. Gene Ontology annotation, cellular component: nucleus. Gene Ontology annotation, biological process: regulation of transcription by RNA polymerase II. The record is from RefSeq and is a predicted model, not a curated record.